AAUACAUCUUUUAUUCGGUUUGCUCUUAACAAAAGUUGUGCACCUAGCACAAGGCGAACGCGUGCGUUGCUUUUUCUUUCUCAUAGUGUUCUGUUUUUAUUGCGCGAUGUGUUCAAUCGAAUCGGAGCAGUUGUAAUACCCGAAAGUUCGAAAAAAGUAUUGAAAAAAAAAGUGUUAUAGUGUUAAUGAUAAAGUCAAACCAUGGAGUUAACUUAAUAACCAGUUCAGACAGUUAAAUAAUUGUCUUCACUAUGUCCUGCUACAUAAGGAUGAAAAGAUCCUUUUUACAGGGUCUUUUAUGGCUGUACCUAUACGGAUUUGGUUUCAUGGCGUUUUCACUCGAGCCUGGGUUUUUAGAUUUUGACAAUCUUCCAGAUACGAAUUUUUCUUGCGUAGGCAAAGUCAUUGGUGGUUAUUAUGCAGAUUUGGAAACGAAUUGUCAAAUGUUUCAUGUCUGUACUAUUGGUCAAUUAGACGAGCCUAUGGAUAUUAGAUUUUUGUGCCUGAAUGGAACCGUUUUCGAUCAGGAAACUCGCGUUUGCGAGAGAAUAGACGAAGUCGACUGCACGAAAUCUGAACAAUUUUAUAAUUUAAAUUUAGAAUUAUACGGACAUAGCCAAUUUUCUAAUUUAGAAGAAAAUUCUGAGACUGAACAGCCCUUGAUAAUAAAAUCUACUUUACCUACGACCACCACGACGACAUCUACACCAUCACCGACGAAAAAAACAACGCACUUACCAUUUUACACUUCGGUAACCCCACCGACGAUUACAACGUUAGAAAACCGUUUAUCUUCUACGGGAAAUCAUCCCAAAGGAAACAAUCACGCGUCGUCGACGCAGAAUCUCGUAUCUGCGCAUCAUUUUCCCGUGAUCAAUCCGAGUGCCACAGAUAUACGUUUCGAUCCCGAAGAGAUCAACAUCAGUUUACAUCCCGGAGCGCCGCCGGAUAUAAGGACGUUUUAUAGUGUUACAAAUAGUGAGAAUCAAUUGGUGGCGACUACUAAUCGUGGUGUGUUCGAUAAACCGCCCCAAAAUAUCGCGUCCAGUACGCAGAAAAACCGUUAUAAUAGUGCUACGUCAUCGGAUAUUAGUGGAUUGGGGUUUACUUUUAAAGACGACGAUUCCGGGGGGUAUACAGAAUCGCCGGAAAGUUUUAGGAUACGUAAGGAUUUCAGGCCUAGUCAAAAUUAUGCAGUUUCAGCUGCCCUGCAAAAUCCUCAAUCUCAACUAUAUAAAUCGAGUACGUUUAGAAAUGAUUAUACGUUGAGUACUUUGAAAGCGAACGGGAAUUUACCGAAAUCUUCGACGACGUUAAGAAAUUAUUUUGUUCAAUCCCUGAAACCACCGAAACCAGAUCAACGGGAUCAGUACGGUACACCUCAUACCGAGAAAAAUCCUUUACCGAGUUUGCCAACUUUAACUUUCAGUUCGCCAGCACCGUUUUCUUUGCAACAGAGAAAUGAACAGAAAAGGUAUACGAAAGACCACAUCCCCCCACCAAGAAUCGUAAUAAGCGCAAGCGCCAGCGUGAGCGACGCUAGCGGAAAACGACUGAACUACUCUUUAGGUACCAUCGGGGCUGCUCAACUAUUCAAAACACCCCCACAUUCCUACGACGAAUAUAAAGAUGAAGACGUCGUUCUGGACCCUUUUUACCUAGACGUUCCCAAAGUAACCAAAUCCCCAAGAAAAAAACGAAGCAUACAAGAAAGAAAAAGCUACGCCGACAUUAUUAAAAACGACGAAGAAGCUUUAGAUUUAUUAAAAUUCCUAUUCGAUUGGUACAAAAACGAGAAAACCAAUAAAUAUACCACCCCUUUAAGCACCCCCUUAGAUUUGGACAGUAUAGCAUCGAUAAACCACGAACUGGCCCCCGAAAAGGAGGAUAAUUUAGAUCUGUUCUUCAACACCAGCGAUUCAUUCGGAAAAAACACUAAAUACAGUGUCUUCGGGAACGAAGGAUCAAUAUUGAGUCACGAAGCAGAAACGAAAAUUAACAAGGUACAAGAAAAAUACACAAUAACACACGAAACCGAUAAAGAUUACGUUAACGAUAAUUACGAACCGAUAAGUUAUAAAGAGUACGGUAGAAGAAAUCACGAAGAAGAAAUUGACGAAUAUAAAAUACCAGAAGAUUACGUUGAUGAUAACAUCGAACCUAUUUACUACAAAAAAAGGGAUGAAAAUGGAUUAACAACUACGACGGUUCCUAUAUUUGAAAACGUAAACACCCUAACAACAGAUUCAAUAUUCGUAACCGCAACAGAACCAUCGCGAAACACCGAAGUUUAUUACGAAACUAGUGAUUCCAUACCCACUAUAACAGAAAAUUCAAUAAUUACUACACGAAAAAUCGUAACCGCAACGGAACAAUCAAAAAUGAGAAAAAAUAAAACGAAAUACAAGAAAACUUUUUCGACUACCCCCGUAGAUGUUACAACUACUUCUUCUUCUUUUUCGGAACUUAGUACGUUUGAACUACCGGAUGAAAUGACAAUCGAAUCUACUACUGAUGGAAGUUUGUCUAUGGAUUUGAAAGCGAUGAUUAGAAACAUCGAAACUAACACCAAUAGUGUGGCGGCUUCGGACAUAUAUAAACAAAAAUCGAAAAAAGAAAUCAAAACUAACAAUGAUAGUAACGCGGCUUCGGAUAUAUAUAAACAAAAAUCGAAAAAAGAUAUCGGAAAUAAUAGAAAUCGUAUGGCGGCUUCGGAUAUAUAUAAAAAAAAACGAAAAAAAAUCACAGAAACUACUACAAUGGGGUGGAGCGAAGAAAGUACCACGUCUGAAGAAGAUUUAAUGAGGUUAAGUGAAGAAAGUACCACGUUUAAAGAAAAUUUAAUCGGAUUAAGUGAAGACAGUACCACGUUUAAAGAAGAUUUAAUGGAAUUAAGUGAAGAAAGUACCACGGUUAAAGAAGAUUUGAGUGUAACUACGGAGGGUUAUGGUACUACUGGAUCGAAUGGGGAUGAUGGGGUUAAUACUGAAGAUGUUUUUGGUACGACUACCGAUAUUUCUGUGGGGGUAGAUGAAAGAUAUAACGAAAUAUCGACUACUUUGGAACAAUUUACUAUGGAAUCUACUACCGAGGUGGUAGAUUCGACUGAAAGUACUACUACGAGGAAAUUUAAACGGAGACGUGGAAGAUUUGGUGGUGACAGGCAUAGAUUUGGUAGCGAUCGGUUUAAAAAGCGGUUGAAAGCUACGGGACCUGCGGUGGAAGAUGGGAGUAUCAGAAUUGGAAAUCAGAAAGACGUGGCAACAUCUACCGAAUAUCUUCGUAACCCGACGAAACGAAAAAGCUUCCCGCUGACUGAUUAUCCUCUAAGAAAAAGCGUGAAUCCGACACAAGCGGAAAGAAGUGUAGUAACGAAGCCGUUUUCUCAACGUCCCCCCGUAUUUUUCAAUUGCUUCGAUAAAGAAGUGAACAAAUUCUAUCCGGAUCACAGGGAUUGUAAAUUAUUUCAUUAUUGCACGCAGGGAUACACCGAAAAUCAGCUGCUCGAUUUGAAAUUCGUUUGCGAUUUCAACACCUUCUUCGACGAACAGAAAUUGAUUUGUACGAAAGCGAAACCGACGCGAUGUUCGUAAAUACCGAAUUCGAUUUUUUUUUAUUGCCGCUAAGUGAUUAAUUUCUCGCGUGAAAGUCGAAUAAAAAUCCAUGAAAUUCUACAAAAAAUUUGUUCAAGUUUAAAUUCAAUUCAUUUAUUUAGAUUUUGGGUCGUGAAAUUCCAUAAAAAAAAGGUUUUCCAGUUUGAAUUCGGUUUAUUUCUUUAGCCCUGAGUCGUGAAAUUCCACCAAAAAAAUUUGUUCAAGUUUGAAUUCAGUUUAUUUCUUAAGAUUUGGGUUCAAAAUAUACUAGAUCGAACGGUUUUUUCUAGAUGGCGUUGGCUAUAACUUUAUCGCGUAUAUAUAAACCAGAAUUACUUGAGUAAGGGUCUAAUUAAAGGUUCGUGGUCGUAUAAUUGUGCUCGUUAAUUGAAUAUCCUUUAAUUUCCACCAAAAACUAUUUUUUUAUAGUAUAAAUUCAGUUUAUUUGCUAGUUAGAACGGUUUACGCUAGAUUGAGGCGGUUUACGCUAGAUUGAGGCAGUUUUCGUAUGCUUGAACUGGAAUCACUUAAUAAAGUGUACAACAGUUGGAUAGGGGUUGGAGUUGAAGUUUUCAAUCGAAUAUUACUUGAAAUUUAUGAAAUUCAACCAAAAAUAUUUUUUUCUAGUGAAAAUUUAGUUUCUUCCUUCAAAUUUGUCUCGAAAAUGUAGUAUUGCGAACGAUUUUAGAUAGAUGGCGUCUCUAUAAUGGGUUUUCUUGCUUGAACUGGAAUCCCUUAAAAGUGCUGUUGCGGGGUGGGUUAAAAACGAACUUUUCAAUUGAAAAUUACUUGAAAUUCAUUCAAUUCCACCAAAAAAAUGUUUUUCUAGCAAAAAAUCAGUUUAUACCUUCCAAUAUGGCACGAAAAUUCACUAGUUCGGACGAUUUUCAAUAAAUGGCGUCAGCUAUAACGAUUUUUCUUACCUUUCAACUGGAAUUACUUAAGAAAGUGUCUAAUGAGGGGUGUGUGGUAGGUUACAGUUGUGGUUUCAUAAUUUAGAAAAAAUUUUACAAAUUACGCAUGUUAAGGACCAAAAUACAAUAUUUUUAUCAUAUAUACUUACAGGGUGUCUAGCCAUCGAGAAAUAGCGGGAAAAAAGCGGGAAUUUUUUGGCAGCGGGAAAAGACGGGAAAACAACGGAAUUUUUUUUCGAGAUCGGGAAUUUUCGGAGAAAUGCACAGAAAGUUGUAGUUUCAAUACAUAAUAUGCUUCCUGCUAGCAAAAUUGAUAUAGGAUUUUCAACUAAGAGCGCAUUGAAGAAUGCUAAAAUCAAGCUCUCUGGUGAAUUAUUGACUAAAUUCAUGAUUGAUUGUAAGAAUUGUUUCGUUAAAAUUAUUAAAAAAUUCAAGAACGAUCACCUCUAUUGUAUAAACUUACAAAGUACAUAACUUGUGUGAAUCCAAAUUUAAUCGUACAUCAAUCCAACGUAGCUCUACAGCGACUUGACUCUUGCUUGGCUGUUCUGGUUGACACAAACAAGUUGAUUUCUGGCUCGACGGCUGACAAAAUAAAAAAGAGUAUCGAGAUAUUCUACAAUUUUCUAACACCAUUCAAUCCAUGAAGAUAUAUAAUCGAAGUGUAAAAAGGCUUGAUAAAUUUUGGAUAGAAUUGAUAGAAGAUUCCGGUUUGACCUGCCCGAACUUGAUUAAUUUUCUAGAAAUAAUUUUCAUUUUAUCUCAUGGAAAUGCAGCAGUUGAGCGCGGAUUUUCCGUAAACAAAGAGGCAAUCGUUGUAAAUCAGGCGGAAAACAGUCUAGUUGCCUUGCGCAUCAUUUAUGAUGCAGUUACUGCGGCAGGGGGCAUCAAACACGUAUCUAUCACAUCUAAAAUGAUGUUGAACGUGCGAAUGGCGCAUAGUAGAUAUGUGGAGUUCUGUCAGAAUAAAAAAAAUGAAGAUGCACAAAAACAAAAGGAGUCUAAUGAAAGAAAAAGAAAAGCAGAAGAAGUUGAAGAAUUGAAAGCAAAACGAAAGAACUUGUUAGAACAAACAUCAGCUUUAAAUGACCAAAUAAAAAAUUUAGAAAAGAAUAAAUAAAUGAACCUAUUGUGAUUCGCUAUUAAUAUAAGUAGUCAUUAAUUCAAUAAUAUAUUUCAUUUAUAUUUUGUUAUGAGUAACUAAUAUGUAUCAUUCUUUAUGAAAAAACAAUAAAAAAGCGAUAAUUAUUUUUUUUGUAUUGAAUGCUAUUGUUUAUUGAAUAUUACUAAAAAUUGGUUUACUAAUAUCGGGAAAAUUAGAAAAAUUUGUCGGGAAAAAACGGGAAAACUGCGGAAAUUGAGAUGCACGUCAGGUCUAGACACCCUGUACUUAAUAUGGUAACAUUUCUUGGAACUAAAACGACUUUUUACAUCUUUUACGUCCCAAUUUUCGAAAAUUACCUUUCAAAUUUUCAGUUCUUUUAUUCCUGAUCAUUAAGGACGUAAAGAUUUCAUUAUAUUUUGAAAAAAAAAUCGUAUCAAAUUUCAUAAAAAAUGUUUAUAUAACAGAAAUUAAUCACUUUCCCAUGAGUUUUAAAUUUUCCAAAAUCAUUUAAUUCAAUCGAACAUAUUUAUUAGACGAUUUUUUUUAAUUAUUUCUUUUUAAACUUUAUAACCCCACUGAGUAUUGUAAAUAUUAUCUAAACGUCAAAAAAAAAACAAAA
This is a messenger RNA of Diorhabda sublineata, 6231 nucleotides long. RefSeq lists its product as uncharacterized. The record is from RefSeq and is a predicted model, not a curated record. NCBI's taxonomy places the organism in Eukaryota, Metazoa, Arthropoda, Insecta, Coleoptera, Chrysomelidae. Gene Ontology annotation, molecular function: chitin binding. The transcript has 9 exons. The coding region runs from base 252 to 3593 and encodes 1113 amino acids. Gene Ontology annotation, cellular component: extracellular region.